GGAAUCCGGGUAGUUAAUGGAAGGACUCAGCAUACGGGUGUCUUCGCAGCAGCUCUUUUCCCAGUGAAUUGAUGUGACUGCCCCUAACCAGGAGUCGCGCCAGGACACAUGGUGUCACUAACCCCCCUAACCUAGGAUGAUCUGUCCUGUGUUUGCACUAGUGACGUUAUCAGAGCCUGGGGAAGAGACAUGGAACCCGGGCUGGGCGUCAUAAAAGUUCAUUUUGGAAGUGGAUAACUGCCCAGAUUGCAAGAAUAACAAGAGUGCUGAGAGCACAAUUUGGAGGAGCCAUGGAAGAGUCUUCCCAACCCACUAAACCCCUGGAGAUGAACCCUCACUCUCGCUUUAUUAUUGGUUCUGUGUCAGAGGAUAACUCCGAAGAUGAGACAAGCUCCUUGGUGAAACUUGACCUGCUAGAGGAGAAAGAGAGGUCUUUGUCGCCUGUGUCUGUCUGCUCGGAUUCCCUUUCAGACCUAGGACUCUCCAGUGCUCAGGAUGGCCUGGCAAGCCAUAUGAGGCCCAGCAUGUCUGGCUUACACCUUGUAAAGCAAGGCCGGGACAGGAAGAAAGUUGACGUGCAGCGGGAUUUCACUGUGGCUUCUCCAGCAGAAUUUGUUACUCGUUUUGGAGGGAAUAAAGUUAUUGAGAAGGUCCUGAUAGCCAAUAAUGGGAUUGCAGCAGUGAAAUGCAUGAGAUCGAUCCGACGCUGGUCCUAUGAGAUGUUUCGAAAUGAGCGGGCGAUCAGAUUUGUUGUCAUGGUGACUCCUGAGGAUCUGAAAGCAAACGCAGAGUAUAUUAAAAUGGCGGAUCACUAUGUCCCAGUUCCAGGAGGACCAAACAACAACAACUAUGCAAAUGUGGAACUCAUUCUUGAUAUUGCUAAACGGAUUCCAGUGCAGGCUGUAUGGGCUGGCUGGGGCCAUGCCUCCGAGAACCCUAAACUACCAGAACUUCUCCACAAAAAUGGGAUUGCUUUCAUGGGUCCUCCAAGCCAAGCAAUGUGGGCUUUAGGAGAUAAAAUUGCUUCAUCAAUAGUGGCUCAGACUGCUGGCAUCCCAACUCUUCCUUGGAGUGGCAGUGGUCUUCGAGUAGACUGGCAAGAAAAUGAUCUUCAGAAACGUAUCCUGAAUGUUCCUCAGGAGCUAUAUGAAAAAGGCUAUGUGAAAGAUGCAGACGAUGGACUGCGGGCUGCUGAAGAGGUUGGCUACCCUGUCAUGAUCAAGGCCUCUGAAGGAGGAGGAGGAAAAGGAAUUAGGAAAGUUAACAAUGCAGAUGACUUCCCCAACCUUUUUAGACAGGUUCAAGCUGAAGUCCCAGGCUCUCCAAUCUUCGUAAUGAGGCUAGCCAAGCAGUCCCGCCACUUGGAGGUGCAGAUCCUGGCAGAUCAGUAUGGCAAUGCCAUCUCUCUCUUUGGUCGGGACUGCUCUGUGCAGCGCAGGCACCAGAAGAUUAUUGAAGAAGCACCUGCUUCUAUUGCGACUUCGGUGGUAUUUGAGCACAUGGAGCAGUGUGCAGUGAAGCUUGCCAAAAUGGUGGGCUAUGUGAGCGCGGGCACUGUGGAAUACCUCUACAGCCAGGAUGGCAGUUUUUACUUUCUGGAGUUGAAUCCCCGUCUGCAAGUGGAGCACCCCUGCACGGAGAUGGUAGCUGAUGUUAAUCUGCCGGCAGCACAGCUCCAGAUUGCCAUGGGGAUUCCGCUCCACAGGAUCAAGGAUAUCCGAGUGAUGUAUGGUGUUUCUCCGUGGGGAGAUGGAGCUAUUGAUUUUGAGAAUUCAGCUCAUGUUCCCUGUCCACGUGGCCAUGUUAUUGCUGCACGUAUCACCAGUGAGAAUCCUGAUGAGGGAUUUAAGCCUAGUUCUGGUACAGUCCAGGAACUGAAUUUCCGCAGCAAUAAGAACGUCUGGGGCUAUUUCAGUGUUGCUGCUGCAGGAGGGCUUCAUGAGUUUGCUGAUUCUCAGUUUGGUCACUGCUUCUCUUGGGGCGAGAAUCGUGAAGAAGCCAUCUCAAACAUGGUGGUGGCUUUGAAGGAGCUGUCCAUCCGAGGGGAUUUCCGAACCACUGUUGAGUACUUGAUUAAACUGUUGGAAACAGAAAGCUUCCAGCAGAACCGCAUUGACACUGGCUGGUUGGAUCGGCUUAUUGCUGAGAAAGUACAGGCUGAAAGGCCUGAUACCAUGCUAGGAGUGGUAUGUGGAGCUCUUCAUGUGGCUGAUGUGAGCUUACGGAACAGUGUCUCAAACUUCCUGCACUCUCUAGAAAGGGGCCAAGUUCUGCCUGCUCAUACUCUGCUAAACACCGUGGAUGUGGAACUCAUCUAUGAAGGACGGAAGUAUGUGCUGAAGGUGACCCGACAGUCUCCCAACUCCUACGUGGUCAUCAUGAACAGCUCCUGUGUAGAAGUCGAUGUGCACCGGCUGAGCGAUGGAGGACUGCUCCUGUCCUAUGAUGGCAGCAGCUAUACUACUUACAUGAAGGAAGAAGUGGACAGGUAUCGCAUCACUAUAGGUAACAAGACCUGUGUGUUUGAAAAGGAAAACGAUCCCUCCAUCCUGCGCUCGCCUUCAGCCGGGAAGCUUAUUCAGUAUGUGGUGGAGGAUGGCGGACACGUGUUUGCAGGCCAAUGCUUUGCAGAAAUCGAGGUGAUGAAAAUGGUGAUGACACUAACAGUAGGAGAAUCGGGCUGCAUCCAUUAUGUCAAACGCCCUGGGGCAGUGUUGGAUCCAGGCUGUGUGAUUGCCAAGCUCCAACUGGAUGAUCCCAGCAGGGUUCAGCAGGCUGAACUGCACACGGGUACCUUGCCACAGAUCCAGAGCACAGCACUUCGAGGCGAGAAACUCCAUCGCAUCUUCCAUUAUGUCCUAGAUAACCUGGUCAAUGUGAUGAACGGAUACUGCCUGCCAGAGCCCUACUUCAGCAGCAAGGUGAAGGGCUGGGUUGAGCGACUAAUGAAGACCCUGAGAGAUCCAUCUUUGCCUCUGCUGGAACUUCAGGACAUCAUGACCAGUGUUUCUGGACGGAUCCCACCCAAUGUGGAGAAGUCCAUCAAGAAGGAGAUGGCCCAGUAUGCCAGCAACAUCACAUCAGUCCUUUGCCAGUUUCCCAGCCAACAGAUUGCCAAUAUCCUGGAUAGCCAUGCAGCCACUUUGAACCGCAAAUCAGAGCGUGAGGUCUUCUUCAUGAACACGCAGAGCAUUGUGCAGCUUGUACAAAGGUACCGGAGUGGUAUUCGGGGUCACAUGAAGGCUGUGGUGAUGGACCUGCUCCGGCAGUAUCUGAAGGUGGAGACUCAGUUUCAGCAUGGUCACUAUGACAAGUGUGUCUUUGCCCUUCGGGAAGAGAAUAAAAGCGACAUGAAUGCUGUAUUGAACUACAUCUUCUCACAUGCUCAGGUCACCAAGAAGAACCUGCUUGUUACAAUGCUCAUUGACCAGCUAUGUGGCCGUGACCCCACCUUGACAGAUGAGCUGAUUAAUAUUCUGACAGAGCUGACCCAGCUCAGCAAGACAACCAACGCCAAAGUGGCUCUACGAGCGCGGCAGGUUCUCAUUGCUUCCCAUUUGCCGUCCUACGAGCUGCGUCACAACCAGGUGGAGUCCAUCUUCCUGUCCGCUAUUGACAUGUAUGGACACCAGUUCUGCAUUGAGAACCUGCAGAAACUCAUUUUGUCAGAAACAUCCAUCUUUGAUGUGCUACCCAACUUUUUCUACCACAGUAACCAGGUGGUAAGAAUGGCAGCUUUAGAGGUGUAUGUUCGAAGGGCAUACAUUGCCUACGAAUUAAACAGCGUCCAGCACCGCCAGCUGAAGGAUAACACUUGUGUGGUGGAGUUCCAGUUCAUGCUACCUACCUCCCAUCCAAACAGAGGGAACAUCCCCACGCUAAACAGAAUGUCCUUCUCUUCCAACCUCAACCACUACGGGAUGGUCCACGUAGCCAGCGUGAGUGACGUGCUGCUAGACAACUCGUUCACUCCGCCGUGCCAGCGGAUGGGUGGAAUGGUCUCCUUCCGCACCUUUGAAGAUUUUGUCAGAAUCUUUGAUGAAGUGAUGAGUUGUUUCUGCGACUCUCCUCCCCAGAGCCCAACCUUCCCUGAAGCUGGCCAUGCUUCCUUGUAUGAUGAAGACAAGGCCGCCCGUGAGGAGCCCAUUCACAUUCUUAACGUUGCUAUUAAAACUGACAGUGAUGUUGAUGAUGAUGGGCUGGCAGCCAUGUUCAGGGAGUUCACACAAAGCAAGAAAUCGGUCCUGAUUGAACACGGGAUUCGGAGACUGACUUUCCUUGUAGCACAAAAGGACUUCAGGAAACAGGUCAACUGUGAGGUGGAUCAGAGAUUUCAUAGAGAAUUUCCAAAGUUCUUCACGUUCCGUGCCCGGGAUAAGUUUGAAGAAGACAGAAUCUACCGUCAUCUGGAGCCAGCUCUGGCCUUCCAGCUGGAGCUGAACAGAAUGCGAAACUUCGACCUCACUGCCAUCCCAUGUGCCAACCAUAAAAUGCAUCUCUACCUUGGAGCAGCUAAAGUUGAAGUAGGAACAGAGGUGACAGACUACAGGUUCUUCGUGAGGGCUAUUAUAAGGCAUUCAGACCUGGUUACCAAGGAAGCCUCCUUUGAGUAUCUGCAAAAUGAAGGAGAGCGAUUGCUUUUGGAAGCCAUGGACGAGCUGGAGGUGGCAUUUAAUAACACCAACGUGCGCACUGACUGCAAUCACAUCUUCUUAAAUUUUGUGCCUACUGUCAUCAUGGACCCAUCAAAGAUCGAAGAAUCCGUGCGGAGCAUGGUGAUGCGCUACGGGAGUCGCCUGUGGAAACUCCGCGUCCUCCAAGCCGAGCUGAAGAUCAACAUUCGGUUGACACCGACCGGGAAGGCAAUUCCCAUUCGUCUCUUCCUGACCAACGAGUCAGGCUACUACUUGGACAUCAGUCUGUACAAAGAAGUAACGGACUCCAGGACAGCACAGAUUAUGUUCCAGGCCUAUGGGGAUAAACAGGGGCCACUUCAUGGGAUGCUGAUCAAUACCCCGUACGUGACCAAGGACCUGCUUCAGUCCAAGAGAUUCCAAGCACAGUCUUUAGGGACAUCCUAUGUCUAUGACAUUCCUGAGAUGUUUCGGCAGUCUUUGAUUAAACUCUGGGAUUCGAUGAAUGAACAUGCAUUCCUGCCAACGCCACCGCUGCCGUCUGACAUACUAACGUACACCGAGUUGGUGUUGGAUGAUCAGGGCCAGCUCGUGCACAUGAACAGGCUGCCGGGAGGAAAUGAGAUUGGGAUGGUAGCUUGGAAAAUGACUCUCAAGACCCCCGAGUAUCCAGAAGGCCGCGAUAUCAUUGUCAUUGGCAACGACAUUACCUACCGGAUCGGUUCUUUCGGGCCUCAAGAAGACAUGCUGUUCCUGAGGGCUUCAGAGCUUGCCCGAAGCCAUGGCAUACCCCGUAUCUACGUGGCUGCCAACAGCGGAGCCAGGAUCGGCUUGGCCGAGGAGAUUCGGCACAUGUUCCAUGUUGCAUGGGAAGACCCGGAUGACCCAUACAAAGGAUACAAAUACUUGUACCUGACGCCUCAGGACUAUAAAAAAGUCAGUGCUCUGAACUCAGUUCACUGUGAACAUGUGGAGGACAACGGAGAGUCCAGGUAUAAGAUAACAGAUAUUAUCGGGAAGGAAGACGGACUUGGAAUAGAGAACCUCAGAGGAUCUGGCAUGAUUGCUGGAGAAUCAUCUUUAGCCUAUGAUAGUAUUAUCACCAUCAACUUGGUUACUUGUCGAGCGAUUGGAAUUGGAGCUUACCUUGUUCGGCUCGGGCAGAGGACCAUCCAGGUUGAGAACUCUCAUAUAAUCCUGACUGGCUGCGGAGCCCUUAACAAGGUGCUUGGACGGGAAGUUUACACCUCCAACAACCAGCUGGGUGGGAUCCAGAUAAUGCACAACAACGGGGUGACGCACGGCACCGUGUGCGACGACUUCGAAGGAGUCUACACCAUUCUGCUGUGGCUUUCCUACAUGCCAAAGAGUGUAUACAGCCCUGUCCCUAUCCUCAAAGUCAAAGACCCUAUAGACAGAACCAUAGACUAUAUGCCUACCAAGACUCCCUAUGAUCCUCGCUGGUUGCUGGCUGGCCGCCCAAAUCCAAGUCAAAAAGGACAAUGGCUGAGUGGUUUCUUUGACAAUGGCUCCUUCCUGGAGAUCAUGCAGCCCUGGGCCCAGACAGUUGUGGUUGGCAGAGCAAGGCUGGGAGGAAUACCUGUAGGAGUUGUUGCUGUAGAAACGAGGACAGUGGAGCUGAGUAUCCCCGCCGACCCCGCAAACCUGGACUCAGAGGCCAAGAUAAUCCAGCAGGCUGGCCAGGUGUGGUUCCCUGACUCGGCCUUUAAGACGGCCCAGGCUAUCAACGACUUCAACAGAGAGGGGCUGCCUCUGAUGGUCUUUGCCAACUGGAGAGGCUUCUCUGGUGGGAUGAAAGACAUGUAUGACCAAGUGCUGAAGUUUGGUGCCUACAUCGUGGACGGCCUGCGGGAGUAUCGGCAGCCCGUGCUCAUUUACAUCCCGCCGCAGGGGGAGCUGAGAGGGGGAUCCUGGGCUGUGAUGGACCCGACCAUCAAUCCUCGUCACAUGGAGAUGUACGCCGACAGGGAGAGCAGAGGAGGAAUCCUGGAACCGGAGGGGACAGUGGAAAUCAAAUUCCGCAGGAAAGACCUGGUGAAGACAAUGAGGCGAGUGGACCCCGUCUACAUCCACCUGGCGGAGCGCCUCGGUACCCCUGAGCUGAGCCCUGCGGACCGAAAAGAUCUGGAGACGAAGCUGAAGGAGCGGGAGGAGUUCCUGAUCCCCAUUUACCACCAGGUCGCCAUGCAGUUUGCCGACUUGCACGACACACCCGGCCGGAUGCAGGAGAAGGGUGCCAUAACUGACAUUCUAGACUGGAAAACUUCUCGUACCUUCUUCUACUGGAGGCUGAGACGUCUUCUUCUGGAGGACGUGGUCAAAAAGAAGAUCCACGAUGCCAACCCUGAGCUGACCGAUGGGCAGAUCCAGGCUAUGCUGAGACGCUGGUUUGUGGAAGUCGAAGGGACGGUAAAGGCGUACCUGUGGGACAGUAACAAGGACCUGGUGGAGUGGCUGGAAAAGCAGCUAACGGAAGAGGAAGGCAUUCGCUCUGUUGUAGAUGAAAACAUCAAGUACAUCUCCAGGGACUACAUCCUCAAGCAGAUACGGGGCCUGGUCCAGGCCAACCCGGAGGUUGCCAUGGAUUCGAUCGUGCACAUGACCCAGCAUAUAUCACCCACCCAGCGAGCGGAGAUCGUGCGGAUCCUCUCCACAAUGGACUCGCCUUCUUCAACGUAAGAGCAUCGAUUUCCCGUACUCCCCCCUGCCCGGUACAGUGGAGGAAAAAAAAAAAAAAAAAAAGCUCAGAAUUGCCCUUUGUCUGCUCGACUGCGACCACUGUACCGAGACGGGGAGGCUCAGGGAAAUGCUGGAAGAGUGACAUUUUUAUUUUUUCAAAUCAGACUGACCAGAGGAAGUGUGUUCUUUGGCCACAGACACGAGGAAAAUGUAUAAACACAAGCGCCUGCGGAAUUGA
This is a messenger RNA of Cygnus atratus (black swan), 7572 nucleotides long. It is a transcript of the gene ACACA, whose product is annotated as acetyl-CoA carboxylase alpha. Bases 291 to 7334 code for a protein of 2347 amino acids. Gene Ontology annotation, molecular function: acetyl-CoA carboxylase activity; ATP binding; metal ion binding. Lineage: Eukaryota; Metazoa; Chordata; Aves; Anseriformes; Anatidae. The transcript has 57 exons. Gene Ontology annotation, biological process: fatty acid biosynthetic process. The record is from RefSeq and is a predicted model, not a curated record.